This is a messenger RNA of Oncorhynchus nerka (sockeye salmon), 1272 nucleotides long. Its product is annotated as retinol-binding protein 1-like. Gene Ontology annotation, biological process: fatty acid transport. The coding region runs from base 210 to 614 and encodes 134 amino acids. Gene Ontology annotation, cellular component: nucleus; cytosol. Gene Ontology annotation, molecular function: fatty acid binding. The transcript is spliced from 4 exons. Lineage: Eukaryota; Metazoa; Chordata; Actinopteri; Salmoniformes; Salmonidae. The record is from RefSeq and is a predicted model, not a curated record.
GUUGGAUUGGGGGUGAGAUGAGGUAGUGGAUCAGCGACAGAGGAAGGGAAUGAAUUAGCCCAAUUCUUCAAAAAAGUAAUUGGAUUAAAGUGGUUCUGGUUAAAAUUGGAGGUAGGACAGUGGUCCGACAUUCGAUCGCAAGUUAACAGCGGUAUCAGAUCUCCUUUACCCUUUUCACUGGAAGUAAGGAAACUAGAAACACAGACAAUAUGCCAGUUGACCUGAAUGGGUAUUGGAAAAUGAUCUCCAAUGACAACUUUGAGGAGUACAUGAAAGCCCUCGAUGUAAAUGUUGCCAUUAGGAAAAUUGCCAACUUGUUGAAGACUGACAAAGACAUCAGUGUUGAUGGUGAUCACAUGGUCAUCAAGACCCUCAGUACCUUUAAGAACUACAACAUGGAUUUCCAUGUUGGCAAGGAGUUUGAGGAGGAUCUGUCAGGGGUCGAUGACAGAAAAUGCAUGACAACUAUCUCAUGGGAGGGGGACAAGCUGGUGUGUGUUCAGAAGGGAGAGAAGGAGGGCCGAGGCUGGACCCAUUGGAUGGAGGGAGAUAAGCUUUAUUUGGAGCUGAGAGUUUGUGGAGUUGUGUGCAAGCAGGCUUUCCAGAAAACCUAAACCAGCACUGGAACAACAGAACGGCGCACCCGGCCUGAGAGGGCAAGACAGACAUGAACAUGACCCGAGCCUGCGACAGAGAACCCCUAUUGUAAUCAUCUGUCUGCCCAUCCAUCCAUUCUUCCUUAUUUCCAUCCACCCUUUUACAUUUAAUUCCAUCAAGACUGUUACAGUGCCCCACUCAAACUAUCCACAACAGGGGAGAUGUAACAAAAAGGAAAACAACUGUUCAUCACUGUACUGUAACUCUGUCUCAGGGCGGGUGCUCAAUUGAUUAACAUGUUAAAUGUGUGUGUACGCAUUUGCACUGCAGUAGGUGUGGUAGGCUUUGUGAUUAGUGCCUCAAUCUCUGAUGAUGCACCGGACUGAUAACUGGUGGUAAGCUUGACCACUACCAAGGAAGGUUUCAGUGUAAAGUCAACUAAUAUUUGGGCCAUGAGAGAAGCAGUGAAAUGAAUUCAAACACACAAACUUUGGAUGCUACAUUUUAGGAUACAUAAAUAAAUGAAAAAUCUGUAUAGAAAAUAGUGAAGUAAAUAAUAAAUGUAAGAAGAUGUGAUCAUGUAACCAGGAAAGCUGGAUAUGAAAAAGACAAGUGGAUUAUUAGUUGGAUUCAUGAAAUUGAACGUAAAAAAUGUAAUUAAAAAAAUCCACAGUU